AUGAAGACUCUACCAUAUAUUUUUAUAUUCAAAGUUAUUUCUAUUUUCCUGUUGAUUGUUUUACCAACAGCAUUUACGCAAACUACGCAAUCUUCGCCAAUAAAUUUAAAUUAUUCAACUUUUACCUAUUCAGAAACAUCUAGUCAACCUAAUCUUACUAAAACUCCACCUCAUAUCUUGGCUAUUAGACAUUAUCAAGAUAAUGCGGGUACGGCAGUUGUUCGUGUCGGUCGAGUUAAUUAUUCUAAUGGCACUAAGUACUGUUAUGAACAGAGGUUAUUACUUCGCGUUCUUCAAGCAAACGGAAAUGUUUUUGAAAUAAAUUAUUAUAAUACUAGUGAAAUACAAGAUAUUAAUUUUUGCAACGUUGCAACAAUUAAUGGAAAUAAAAUUCCUCUGAAUUUUUAUCCACUAUUUGAUCAAUACAUCCUAGUGACAUACACUCAUGCAACUAAUACCUCUGAUAAUACGACCUAUAUAGAUAAGGGGAUGGUUUUAAAUUGGAAUGGAAAUGUUAUGAGUAUGUUCAAUUUUGGACAAUCUUACUUGCAACGAGGUACUAAAAAUUGGGUACCAAAUGAAUAUUUUGUAAAUAAUAUUGAUCCUCGAAAGGGAUUUUUGCGUUUAUCCGCAGUGAGUGGAAUAAAUAAUUUUGAAUGGAGGCAAUAUGGAUAUGUGGGCAAUGGAAUAUUCUCUUUACUACAUAAUGAUAUUAUUAGUGUUCAAAAUUUACCUUUUACUAGCUUCCAAGUUACCGUAUUUGCAACUUUGAAUAAUGGAUAUUCAAUUGUUUAUGCUAAUACGACUAAUGGGAUAACUUCCGAUAAGUUAUCAACCCAAUUUACUCCGAAAGCAGGAAUAUAUGCCAUAUUAUUGAGUUAUAAUCAAACUGAAACAAGCGAAAGAGUUAUUUUAUAUGAAUUACCUACUCCUAAUAUAACGUUCUCUAGAUUAAUAUGCUCUAUUGACUACGUUUUCAUUGGUCAUUCGUGUAUUAUAGCUGCAACACAGAGAGUAUUUCAAGCACAGCCUCUUAUAAAUGUAACUCUUCUCAAUGUAUCUACAACCACAGUUGUCAGCGCGACUUCGACUGCUGUCGUACAGGCUACUACGCCAGUUAAUAUCACCUAUGUUAACACUACUGCACCUCUUAAUAUAACUACAAGCCUAUUUUACAUUAAAGUACGUUUUCUUUCCACUGGAACCGUGCUUUCUUUAGAUCCAAUAUAUAAUUUGACUGCGGCAAAUGUCAGAACAUUGCCUCUUGGAGGAUAUGCUUUAAUAUCACAAGUACCUUUAAUAUUGAAUAAUGUAUCAAUUGCAAAUUUCACCUUUGCACUUUACAAUGAAUCAGAUAAACCAUUGCCACCACAACAACCUAUUAUCGCAAAUUUAGUUGGCGCUUUUGAUAUAUUAGGAAAUAAUACUAUUUUAGUGGCGCUAAAUGAAACAUCAUCUAACGCUUGGAUCCUUCUUUCGAUCAACGUACCACCACUCUCUCAGUAUAAAGGCACUAUACUUAAUCUCAAUGUACUUUCUUGUACCUUCAAUGAUCCAAGUGGCCAAUAUUUUAUACAAAUGGAUAACAAUUUCGUAAAAAGUGCAGAUUAUAAUGAACCAAUAAUGGGAAUUAAUCAAAAUAUAUGGAAAUUUCAAACAGAUAAUAACAUACUAUCAAGUAAACGUGCUGCCAAUAUCCAUGGAAAGUUGCAAUUGACAGCAAGUGGAUCACAGUAUUUUCUAGGAUUGAAUGAUUCAGGAAAACAAGAAUUUUUUACCAAUCUAUUAAAAGAACUCACAAUUAUAAUUCCAACAGAACAAGGAAGACUGAGCUCAAAUAAUCAUUUUCAAAUUGUUAAGCCUUGGUCCGAUUCGGUACAAAUUAUUAUACCACUUUCAAUUAGUGAGGCAAGAAAUGAUGAAAAAUUAAUUAGCACAAAGAUAAGAGAUGAUUUAAAUCUGUUAAUCAAUCAGAAGAUGUAUACGGGCAUAUCAUGGGGAAAUACUACACAACUUUUAGACAAUAAUUAUGGUUUUCAACAAAUUAAAUCUAUAUCGGAGUUCUUUGAUCUAAAUAAAACCAAAUUUAUCUGGUUUUUUGUGGGCAUAAUUAUAUUUCUAGCGUUAUUCGUUGUAGCUAGGAUAAAAUCUCGAGAG
Messenger RNA from Scutellospora calospora, 2157 nucleotides. The record is from the annotation of a GenBank genome assembly. NCBI's taxonomy places the organism in Eukaryota, Fungi, Glomeromycota, Glomeromycetes, Diversisporales, Gigasporaceae.